Guyanagaster necrorhizus is the source of this 2867-nucleotide messenger RNA. RefSeq lists its product as uncharacterized. The record is from RefSeq and is a predicted model, not a curated record. NCBI's taxonomy places the organism in Eukaryota, Fungi, Basidiomycota, Agaricomycetes, Agaricales, Physalacriaceae. The transcript is spliced from 5 exons. Bases 405 to 2717 code for a protein of 770 amino acids.
UGCAAACAUUUCGCUAAGACCGAUAACCGCCCAUUUCUUUCUCUAUCCUCAUCAUCUGUUUGCUUCUCGGUAAGGCGCAGGAGGGGUCUCCAAGGCACCUUUCGCCCGUUUUCUUUUACAACGACCUUCCUUUUGAUGUGAGAGAUCGUAGCUGCUGGUUCUGGCUGCCAUUCCUUGUCGCCUUCUUUUCCUUCUUUACCUCUCUAACUAGCUUGAGGCCUCGAGCUAGGCUUAUUUCCAAACUCUUCAUCCAACCUGGAACUUCAUAAAGCCAUUCAACCUUUUUUGUUGGGGCGACCACUUGAUUGUGGUUGAGCUUUUUUUUUUUUCUUUACAUUGGCAACCUCCACAUCCUAUCGUCUUUACGGAUCUGUACGAAUACCAAGAAAACUAUACAGCUCAGAAUGCCACCAGAUGCUGUUACAUAUCUCUCUCUCAGCGAUGACGCUGCGGUAGAGUCAGUUUUGGCAGACAUUCCCUUCUUCUGCAUUGGAAUCAUGGCAUUUGGUAUUUCUACUUUUUUUCUUGUAAUGAAACAAGUGAAUUUAUCUUCACUGUACCUUUAUCUAUCAGCUCUGUUGGCCUUUACUGCUUCCAUUUUUGAUCUGAGUCAACUUCUUGCGAGGGGCGGCUAUAACGUCGCCCAAGGCUACGAUACAAACUCGGUCCAAGGUCUUAUCGAUACCAGGGAAGUCAGUCUCGGCCUGUCACUUGGUCUUCGUUUCAUGUUCUUCUGGACGUUCGUCGCUGAGCGUCCUCGUGGUGAACCGCCCCCCAUUCUUCAAGAAGAUCGCAAGGCUGAAUAUGAAUCUCGAUAUCACGCCCACAGCGCCAGCUGGCAGCGUUGGGGAUAUCUUGGUUUCAUCCUCAAGUGGGGACUUUUGGCACUCACAGUAGCUAUCCCUAUCAUGCAGAUCAUCUGGAGAAUAUUUCAACGUCAAUUUGGGCUAAUAUACACUGUUGAAUCCACCAUCGAAAUCGUGGUCUCUUCGCUAUUCCUUCUCAAAUUGUUCCUCAACAUCUUUCUCUCACUGGUCAGCCCAUGGUGGCUACGACUCCUUUUGUAUCUGGGACCCAUUGCCGCUUUGUUGAUCAGUCUCGGGAUAGGUAUUGGACAAUUAAUAUUUUUCGCUUUUUCCGAGACCACUCUUGGUCGGUUUCUUCAAGCCGUAGAGUUAUACAUCAUGAUUGUGUUCCUCCUGAUACACACUUUCUACGUAAAGCCAGAAAUGUGCCGACGUCAGGCACGGGUGUCUUCAUUCAAUGGUUUAGGUGGAUUCAGAAACUCGGAGAGUCUGCCCAAGCAAGCUCUCAGCGUUGGGACAAUUGAUCACAACGACAUCCUUGAAUCUACACGAAACACCCGAGAGUCAGUCGUAUUGCCAGGAUCUCGAUCCAGCGGAUCUGUCCCGUUAUUUUUAUGGGAUAGGAAUGACCCGGAGUUAGGUGAUUCCACAGGCCGGCGACACAGCUCUACAAGGGAGACUGUCUCUCCUGCUUCUGAUGUGUGGACGGUCCCGCGGUCGCUGCAAAGCCAGCCACCUAUCGAAAACGCGCCACUUCCCCUACCCGCCUCUCGCACAGAGCUCACACAGAGCACUACAGGCGGAGAUCUGCCUCCUCUGCGACCAAAGACGGGUGUCUCCUUCUCUUCAUAUUAUCUGGAAGAUCGCAAUUUGCCUUUACCAUCCCCAAAACCUAAUUUCAUUUCCGAAGUCUCUCGCUCGGGACCUGACUCCCCGAUAUAUGGUCUGGAUGGCAUUAUCACAGCUGCAGGAGACCGUUUUCCAAUCAAAACAAGAAGCGAAUCGCGGAAUUCUCGUAGCACAACAUCUUUUGACGAGCUGUUGCGUCAGCAAAGCGAGCUCGAUCAAAGCAUCGCAGCGCUGCGCUUGUUUUCUCCCCAGGCCUCCACUGCAACCACUUCGAAUGCAGCAGAUGUAGGUGUUGAAGAUGCGCUAGUGAAAUCGUCAUCAAUGGCUCCCACAGCGAGCACGGGUACCGGUUCGUAUACCGGGGUUAAAGCGGAUUCUUCUUCAGUUCCAAGUGAAUUUUCCUUGAGCAUCUUCCCGGAACCUCCAACGGAUGGUUCUGGCCUUCCCGACACUCCCGCUGCUUUAAUUGUAGGGCGGAGUAUGGCAAUUCCGUCGCUCAUUAUUGAUGAGGUCCCUUCGAUACCUACUUCGCCUAAUGGACUAGGCACCGGACGAUUUGGUUCAGCUGGAACCCAGUAUGAUGUAACGUCUUUCAUUGGUGGUUUGACUCAUCCGACAGGUAACCAGCAAACCUCGGUUAUCUUCAAAGGGACAGACUUGAGCGAUGUUGAAUCAAUGGAUGAGAAUCCCACCAUAGUCACUGGGACAAACGUCUCUGCGCGACCACUCCUGGUAAAUUCAGUGAUGCCACCGUCAGCCUCUCUAUCUUCAAGGCAGGAUUCUUUGUCAAUCGACCCAGUCUCGGCGCGACAAAUCGCGACACUACGACCGUUUCUAUUGGGAAAUGUCACCUCAGCGCCGUCACCACUGUCGGGUACAGCGCCUACUCCGUAUGUUUCGCGAAACCCGCCUAUUGGGCCACGUAGACCGAUACCUAUAUUGGGGCGGUCAGUCGGCUACCGACUUUUAAUCAGUGGUCCCAAGCCGACGGAAGGAGUGGAAGAGCCCGACGCAUAUGAACGGCCGAGGCAGGCACCCCUCAUUGAAUCGGGUGGUUCUUGAGUUAAUUAUCAAUUUGUAUCAUUAUAAGUAAAUAACUACUAUGACGUCACGCGAAUACCGCUUGCCUUGCUACCACCAUGUCCCUAUUCCCUGACUACUACAAGCUCUUGGAUGUCCCUCAGUCUGCAUCGCAAGAUGAAAUCCGGCAGG